Molecule: messenger RNA, 606 nt
Organism: Microsporum canis CBS 113480
Lineage: Eukaryota; Fungi; Ascomycota; Eurotiomycetes; Onygenales; Arthrodermataceae
Exons: 1
Coding region: 1-606 (201 amino acids)
Source: RefSeq, a predicted model, not a curated record
AUGACAUCUCAUGCAGGCCCGUCUCCAUUACCUGCUACCGCAAUACUCAAAAGCGAGCGAAUCUCCCAAGCAGAAGCUCAUGAAUUCCUUACGGCUUAUCUCGAUCGCGCUGCCUCAGACCCAGGAUUCCAACCUGAUUCCACGCUCUCGCCGCAAGGCCCUAUCGCCGCUGGAGUUGGCUCAUCUCCAAACCUAGUUAUACAUAACCUCAAGAGAGUACAAGCCGGGCUGGCUGGAGAAGUGCUUGGAAAGGAUCUUGUGUUUGCGAAACUGGAGAACGAAGGCGGUGCUUCUGGCGGCGUGUUUGAGUUACAGUCACAUAAUGCGACUGAUAGGCAGAACUGGGGCGGAAAGAGAGGAGAUGCUGCUGCGGUCAGCGGAUGGCAGGAUUUACAGAGCUACGAGAGAGAGCAAACUGAUAUUGUUGAGGCUGGUGAUGGAGAUGAUGAAGUGGCUGCAGUCGAGGAUCAUAUGGAGCCUGUGGAAGAUGUGCAGGAGGGUAAAAUCGAUAAAGAAGAGCGGAAACGAAGGAAGAAGGAAAGACGCAAGCAAGAGCAAAAGGCCAGGAUGGUAGCGGCCAGAGACGAAGACGAGACCGAGAUAUGA